Messenger RNA from Solenopsis invicta (red fire ant), 2446 nucleotides. It is a transcript of the gene Marcal1, whose product is annotated as SWI/SNF-related matrix-associated actin-dependent regulator of chromatin subfamily A-like protein 1. Gene Ontology annotation, biological process: DNA repair; replication fork processing. Gene Ontology annotation, cellular component: nuclear replication fork. Gene Ontology annotation, molecular function: ATP binding; ATP-dependent chromatin remodeler activity. Bases 250 to 2340 code for a protein of 696 amino acids. Lineage: Eukaryota; Metazoa; Arthropoda; Insecta; Hymenoptera; Formicidae. The record is from RefSeq and is a predicted model, not a curated record. The transcript has 13 exons.
UAAAUUCCCCACUUGUUGACAGAUGUGCGGUUAGGAAAAAAUAAUUGUUGAAAGAGGGCUGUCAAUAUUUUUGUUUAUCGUGAAGGAUAAAGUUUGACAAACAUUUCCGAUGUGACAUUAAGAAAUUUGUUGCUUGCCUUUUGCUAAUUUAAUUAGAAUGUACAUAGCUUAGAAUUGUUAUAUUUACACAAGAAUAUAACGUAUUUAUUUUCUUAUAAUUAACACGGCGUACUAAAAAGAGGAUAUAUAAUGGAUAAAAAAUGUUCUCCAGAAGAAAUUGAAAAGAAGCGUUUAUUAGCAUUACAAAGGAGACAGCAAUCUCAAUUGAAGGCCCAAAAUACAUCUGUAAGUAGUCCAGUUCAUCAACAAGCUCAAUUGAGAGUUCAAGAUACACCUACAAGUAGUCUGGCUCAUCAACAGACAAUAUUAAGUGACAGCAGUAAUGUUGUCCGACCAGUCAAAUUAAACAAUCGUUUCAAUCCUAUAUCAAGAAAUCCAGAACCGAGAAAUUCUUCCAGUUUUACAUUGUCUGUAACGGGGAAAUGUUACAUGAUCAGCGAGGAUAGAUUUGCCUUAGAAGUGCAAUUUGUACCUGCAAUUAUUGAAACAUUUAAAACUAUUCCAAGCAGAAAUUAUGAUCUAAAGACUAGAAUAUGGAAUUUUCACAUCAACGAUUAUAACAGUUUAUUACAAAAAUUGGCGCAGUCUAAGGAUUUUAAGAUAUCUGUGACAAAAAUACCGGAGGCUGUACUUCAAGUAUUUAAAAAAAAUUUAAAGUCAAACAGUCAAAUACUAGAAGAAGAAGAAGAUUUAUCAAAGAUUGACGAACAGUUAGUAGGUUCUUUAUUGCCGUUUCAACGAGUUGGCGUUUGUUAUGGUAUAUCGAAGCAUGGCCGUUGCAUAAUUGCGGAUGAUAUGGGUUUAGGGAAAACUAUACAAGCGUUAGGUAUAGCACAUUAUUUUAAGGAUAGUUGGCCGCUUCUAAUUGUAGUGCCUUCAAACGUCAAGUUCCAGUGGUCUUCGGCAAUUAAUGAAUUCUUACCAACCAUCCCUGCACAUUAUAUUCAUCAUUUUAAAAAUACGAGAGACUGUAUUGAUGAUGAUAAAAUCACCAUAAUAUCGUAUGAUUUAUUAGUGCGAGUCAUAGAUACAAUCGAGAAACAUAUUUAUGGCUUUGUUAUUUUGGACGAAUCUCAUGUUUUGAAGAGUAGACAAACGGCGAGAUUUCAAACUGUUCGACGAAUAUGUACCCAUGCGCGUCAUAUAGUUCUGCUCACUGGUACUCCAGCUUUGUCGAGACCAUCCGAAUUAUAUUCCCAGAUUUCCCUUAUUAUGCCACAUUUUCUGAGUUAUGAAGAUUAUGGUGAACGAUAUUGUGCAGGAGAGAGAUCUACGUAUACAGGAGAGUUCACGGGUUCUUCAAAUAUGCAAGAGUUACAAAUGUUACUGAAGGUCCAUUGCAUGAUUCGAAGAUUAAAAACUGAUGUUUUAAAACAGAUACCAUCUAAAAUAAGGCAGAUGAUUAUUUUAGAUUCAGGCUUGAUCAAGACUGGCACCAAGAGAAUGAACGAGAUGUCGAAGAAAAUGGAGAAACAUAUGGCGGCUUUAGAGAAGCAUUCUACUCUAAUUCAAUAUUAUAACGAAACUAGCGAUGUAAAACUGAAGGCAAUAUGCAAUUAUGUUGCGAAUUUAUUUGAAAGCAAGACAAAAUGCCUUUUGUAUGCUCAUCAUCAAAUCGUUAUGGAUGGCAUUUGCAAUCUUGCUGAAAGUAUGAAGAUACGAUAUAUAAGGAUUGACGGCAAAACUAAUCCAGAGCAGAGAAAAUUGCAGGUCGAUUUAUUUCAGGAACGGGAUGACUGUUUGGCGGCGAUUCUGUCAAUCACUGCCGCAAACGCGGGUGUUACAUUAACGGCCGCACAUCUCGUGGUUUUCACCGAAUUAUUUUGGAACCCUGGUAUUUUGCGUCAGGCGGAAGAUAGAGUACACAGAAUCGGGCAAAACAACAGCGUAACAAUCCAGUAUUUAGUGGCGAAAAACACCUCAGACGACUAUAUGUGGCCGUUGAUUCAGAAAAAGAUGUCUGUUCUGAAAGCGGGCGGUCUCGAUCAAGAUUUCUUGAUAGAUAGCAUCGAAGGCUCACAACAAAACAAGAAUAAACAACGAGACUUGACUUCUUUCCUAAAUAGUUCCUCAUCCUCCGAGAAAGGAUCUCAGCAAUCGCAACAUGAUGAGGAGCAAAAGAAUUCUGCAGUUCCAAAAGCGUCUGUCUCAAAUGAUAUCAAAGACUUGCUCGAUAUUGAUGAGGAGUGCUUUGACUCUUGCGAUUGGGAUGAGAUUUAGUGAUGCACUAUGUUUUCACGUUUGCAAUUUAGCGCUCUAUCGCUGUGUUUAAAGAAAAAUAUUUUUGUACGAAAGAAAAUUAAAAUUAAAAAAAUUCUAUGUUUAA